AUGCAGUGCAGUGUUGUGCAGUGCAGUGUGCAGUGUGGUGCUGUGUGGCAGUGUGGUGCUGUGCAGUGCAGUGCGGUGCUGUGCAGUGCGGUGCUGUGUAGUGCGGUGCUGUGCAGUGUGCAGUGUGAUGCUGUGCAGUGCGCAGUGUGGUGCUGUGCUGUGCAGUGCUGUGCAGUGCCAUGUGCAGUGCAGUGUGGUGCUGCGCAAUGCAGUGUGAUGCUAUGCAGUGAAUUGCUGUGCAGUGUUGUGCUGUGCAGUGUGAUGCUGUGUGGUGCAGUGCGGUGCUAUGCAGUGCAGUGUGGUGCUGUGCUGUGCAGUGUGGUGCUGUGCAGUGCCAUGUGCAGUGCAGUGUGGUGCUGUGCUGUGCAGUGUGGUGCUGUGCAGUGCCAUGUGCAGUGCAGUGUGGUGCUGUGCAAUGCAGUGUGA
This is a messenger RNA of Mesocricetus auratus (golden hamster), 426 nucleotides long. Its product is annotated as keratin-associated protein 4-6-like. The record is from RefSeq and is a predicted model, not a curated record. Lineage: Eukaryota; Metazoa; Chordata; Mammalia; Rodentia; Cricetidae. The transcript has a single exon. Bases 1 to 426 code for a protein of 141 amino acids.